GAUACUGAUUUCCGACUCUAAGGAUAUUGGAGAUUUUGGAAUUUAGCUGGAAAAAUUAUCACUCGGAAUAUUCUAGGAACACAGAAAAGGAUCUAGAGCCGCAGAAGGAAGACGAUUCUAGGAACCAGAGCAAAUGUUCCAGAACCAUAUUAAGAACCCAUGACCUGUUAGAACACAGGAUUUGUAAACCACAGUGAAGAUUAUCGUCACUCUGAGGAUAAUUACUUUGGAAGGGGGUUCGGGAUCUCUAAAGAGUCUGGAUACACAGUGAAGAUUCUAAAGCCUCGGCAGGGAGACCAUCAUCACUCUGAGACCUGACUCUAUGACCACACAGAAUUCCAGAAGCACACCAAUGAUUUCAUCACAGUGAUGUUUGGGGAGCCGUGUGACAGAGUCUAGAGUCACACAAAGAUUCUAAAUCAUUCUAGAGCUACAUUAAGGAUUGUACAACGAUUCUAGAUUCACAAGGAAAAGGUCUUUAAUGGCAACCUACAAGUUAAAGAUUAUCGUGUGAAAAUGGAGGAGCAGUCACUCGAGGAAACAGGUCCUGUGAACGUGGCAGAGACGGCGGAGAUCAUCGACAGUGACGAUCUGACCAAACCUGACGAUGAAAGAUGUGCAGUAGAAGAAGUUGAAGAGAUAGAGCAAGCAGCAACUGAAGAGGAUGAAUUGAGAACCAUGCUAAAUGCACCAGGAAUACCUGAAGAAGAAUUUGAAGAUUCUUUGAGAGACGAUUUACAAUUUGGUGAUGAAGUUAAAGAGAGGGUCACAUCAGAUGUAGAGAAUUUUCAAAACAAGUAUGAAGAACAAGUGGAAGAAUGCAAACAGUCAACAGCUGAUCUUCAACCUAACCUACUGGACACUGAAGAUGAACAGGAGCUCCUUCGAGAACUCCAAACAGAACAUGAAAAACUGAGUCGGCACAGUUACCAGCUCCAAAAUACACUGGCUGAAUACUUCUGUCUUAAAUCAGCCGGAGAACUGCAGCAAGUCCAAGACAAGAUGUAUCCCAACCAAGAGUCUUGUGAAACGUACCCAGACAUCAUAGAAGAUAUUAAGAGGCAGAAGCAAGAGAAGAAGCAAAAGCAACUCCAACAACAACAUCUUAAUGAUCUGCUUCAACAGAACAAUGAGAAACUGGAGCAAAUUGAGCUUGAGUGGAGCACGCUAAUGUCAGCCAAGCGUGAGGUACUCAUUACAGAGCUGGAGAAGUCACAUGGCAAGAUGGAGGCCCAAGCUAUAACUGAGCGUCGACUGACAGCUGCACAGAAAUGCGAGGAUGAGUUUGUCUCUGUUAGGCAUGAAAACUUCAAGCUGAAUCUAAAGAUGCCCAAGUUGGAGCCAGGGAUCCAUGUCAGGAAUGAGGAUCUAGGUAAAGGGAUGCAGUACGUUGACUUUGAGCAGCUAAACAUUGAAAACCAGAAUUACAGUAAAAAGAUCCAGGAGUGCACAGAGGAUCUGCUUAAGCUGAAGAGAACAUUACCCCAAACUGGGCAGAUUCUAAUGCACAUGAAAGAGAAGUUGAGGUAUGUUAAGGUGGAGAACCAGGAGAAGCAGGUACAUUUUGAUGAACUGGAUGCCUUGGUUCUACAUGAGCAGAAAGCUCUGACACAGACAAUGCAGGCAAGGGACACUCUGCGCUUUGACAAUCUGCGUAGACGGCAGGAUUGUGGCUUGCUGGGAAACACCACACUGCUACGGAACUUUGAGGACACAGAAGAUGAGCGUGAGGCACUUGAGAGACAAAUAGAGAUGCUAAAAAGAAGCCGAAGAGACAUACAAGACCACACAGAUGCAAAUAUGCAUACAAAUAUAUAACAGCAUAUUUAUUUUGAAAUAUAUAAAUUUUUUUUGUCAUUUGACUACAGAGGGAAAUGUAAAGAAUUGUUGAAAUAAAUAACAACUCUUAAUGAUAAACUCUGAUUAUUUUGUUUGACUGUACAAUUUCCAGUAUGUCAGAUUAAAUUGGAUUGUUAAUGUCACAAAUUAGUGUAAGAAGGUAAUAAAAAAGAUACCAAGCUGUAAA
Molecule: messenger RNA, 2026 nt
Organism: Tachysurus fulvidraco (yellow catfish)
Lineage: Eukaryota; Metazoa; Chordata; Actinopteri; Siluriformes; Bagridae
Gene: cfap184
Product: coiled-coil domain containing 96
Exons: 4
Coding region: 517-1818 (433 amino acids)
Biological process (GO): cilium assembly
Cellular component (GO): axoneme; ciliary basal body
Source: RefSeq, a predicted model, not a curated record